Ceraceosorus guamensis is the source of this 2520-nucleotide messenger RNA. RefSeq lists its product as hypothetical. The record is from RefSeq and is a predicted model, not a curated record. Gene Ontology annotation, molecular function: glycerone-phosphate O-acyltransferase activity; glycerol-3-phosphate O-acyltransferase activity. Lineage: Eukaryota; Fungi; Basidiomycota; Exobasidiomycetes; Ceraceosorales; Ceraceosoraceae. Gene Ontology annotation, biological process: phospholipid biosynthetic process. The transcript has 5 exons. Bases 1 to 2520 code for a protein of 839 amino acids. Gene Ontology annotation, cellular component: endoplasmic reticulum membrane.
AUGGCUACCAACAUAGCAUUCGACAUUGCUUUGCUGUUCUGGAGGAUAGUUAUCAAUGUCUUCUUCAGGAGCAUACAGCCGCGCGGGGCUUGGAAGAUUCCUAGGCCAAACGAAGGUCCAGUCAUCUUUGUGGCAGCUCCUCACCACAAUCAGUUCCUGGAUCCGUUGCUCUUGGCUUCCGAGGUGCGAAGGGGCUCUGGCCGUCGUGUUGCGUUCCUGAUUGCCGAAAAGUCCAUCAAGAGGCAAUUCAUUGGGGCUGCUGCUCGAGUGAUGCAAAGCAUCCCCGUGGCCCGGGCAGCAGACUCGGCGAAGGUUGGCAAAGGCACGAUCAGUGCGCAUUCCUCGGGUGACGCCACCCUCAUCCAAGGACAUGGCUCCGAAUUCACAAAGCAGCUCAAAGGCAAGAGCCAAAUCAUGCUGCCCAAAUCUACCAAUUACGCGACUGCUGAGGUGGUCGAGGUUAUCUCUGACACAGAGCUUAGGAUCAAGAAGGAGUUCAAAGAGGCAAAGGCGCUCGAAUCGCUUCGAGGGAAGUCGAUGGUCAAGAUCGGCAAGGGCGCAAAGGCGAGGGAAGAAGAGCAGCAAGGCUGCGAGUACAAGUGCUUGCCGUAUGUCGAUCAGACGCAAAUGUAUUCAAGCGUCUACGAGCGCCUGGCGGACGGAGGCUCGUUAGGCAUCUUUCCAGAAGGCGGCUCCCACGAUCGCACAGACCUGCUGCCUCUCAAGGCUGGCGUAGUCAUCAUGGCGCUCGGCGCUAUGGCCGCGAAUCCCGGUCUUAAAGUCCGCAUCGUCCCCGUCGGUCUCUCUUACUUCCACCCGCACAAGUUCCGCUCCAGAGCAGUGGUAGAAUUUGGUACGCCUCUCGACGUGCCUAGAGAGCUGGUCGGGCAGUUUGAGAAAGGCGGGGACGGCAAGCGCGAAGCCGUCGCUUCGAUGAUGGACAUUGUUUUCGAUGGAUUGAAGUCGGUAACGCUUCGAGCGCCAGACUACGAGACGCUCAUGUUCAUCCAGGCCGGCCGGCGCCUGUACACCCCACCGGGUGUGCAUCCCUCGCUGUCUCAAGUCGUAGAAAUCAAUCGCAGGAUGAUUGUGGGGUACUUGAAGUUCAAGGACGAUCCUCGUAUUCAACAACUCAAAGCAAACGUCCUCAGAUAUAACAAAAUGCUCGCCUAUGCCGGCUUGAAAGAUCAUCAAGUCGAGCGCGCAACGCGGGCCGGAUGGAGAUCCUUGGGGCUAUUCUUCUACAGACUUGGGCUUCUAGGGCUUUGGGGCGGCCUGGCGCUGCCAGGCGUUGUCCUCAAUGCACCCAUCAUCAUUCUCGCCAAGAUCAUUUCAGCGCGCAAGGCAAAAGAAGCUUUAGCUGCCUCUCAGGUGAAAUUGAUGGGUCGCGACGUUCUUGCUACCUGGAAAGUCCUGGUCAGCAUGGGCAUCACGCCUGUCCUGUACUGCUUCUACGCCGGAGUCACCACUUACGUCGCCUACCGAAACGGCGUCUCGCCACCUCAUCUUCGACGCAUGCCUAUGUACGUUCUUGGAGGCAUGCCAAUGCUGGCGUAUAGCACUCUAAAGUUCAGCGAAGUGGGCAUCGAUAUCUACAAAUCCUUGCCUCCUCUCUUUGUCUCGCUGCUUCCCGGCAAUCAGAAGGCCAUCCUGGAGCUUCAAGCCACGAGAUCGAGAAUCUCUGCAGAGUUGCACGAAGUCAUCGACAAGCUGGCACCGCAGGUGUGGGACGAUUUCACGGAGCGACGCAUCAUCUCACCUCCUACUGCCAACGCUCCGCCUAGCACCACGCCGGAUCGAGCAAACGCUUUGCUUUGGAAGCAAAAGACUACUGACAAGCGCUUGGAUGGCACGAGCGCCUUGGCACACCCUCUUUCGUGGGUGGACGAGCGUCUGUUCGGCUGGUCGGGCUCCUCUCGUCGGGCGAGCCGAACGACGCGUGCCCUUUCUGGCGCUGAAUUUUUCAAGGAGGGUGACGAGGUGGUGGAAGAAGCGCUGAGCGAUGGCGAGGACGUGUACAGCAGUGCAACGGAAGAGGAGUCAGAAGAAGGCGAUUACGAGGCCAUCUUUAGCAUUCUGAGCGGCACGCGCGGUGACGAUCCCAAGAGUCCCAAGAGCCCGCGAGCCCGCACGCGCUCUCGAGCGAGCAGCGGUGCUGCGGAGACGUUUGCAGAGAAGAGGAACAGGUCGUCGAGCGACUUGCAGAGAUUAUCGGGUGCGCCUGCCAUGACGCCAUCUGCGUCUCAAAGUCCUCAGAAGAGGUCGACGGCGCUACCGGAGCGAAGCAACGGAGCACAGCAGAGGAGGACGCGCACGCACAGCUUGAUGGAAGAUGUCUCGGCGACGGAUUUGGCUGGACCGGUGGGACAGUCGCAAAGGCAUGCCGAUUUCAAGGAUGCUGCUGCGAAGCUCGAAGAGUCUGCGGAGCAGCGCCACGAAGCCAAUGGGGAUCCCAAGAGACCUCUAGUGAGGGACAUGGAAUCGGCUGCUCCUACACCUGGCACUGCCACUCCUCGAUGA